Messenger RNA from Stegodyphus dumicola, 1261 nucleotides. RefSeq names its product uroporphyrinogen decarboxylase (gene Urod). Gene Ontology annotation, cellular component: cytosol. Gene Ontology annotation, molecular function: uroporphyrinogen decarboxylase activity. Gene Ontology annotation, biological process: heme biosynthetic process. The record is from RefSeq and is a predicted model, not a curated record. NCBI's taxonomy places the organism in Eukaryota, Metazoa, Arthropoda, Arachnida, Araneae, Eresidae.
UGUCAGUAGUUUGAGUGUCGUGUGUUUAUGUACAAGUGUUUCGGAGUGUUUAUGUACAAGAUAAGGAUAACAAACAGAAGCUGACUUUAAUUUUCCUUUCGUAUGUAUAUUUAUUAAAAUGAAUUCUAUUAAUUUCCCAGUUUUAAAGAAUGAUCUAAUUCUCCGGGCCGCGCGAGGUCUGAAAGUUGAAAAAGUGCCUGUUUGGAUAAUGCGGCAAGCAGGCCGAUACUUACCCGAAUUCCAAGAAGUGCGCAAAAAACACUCAUUUUUUGAGAUUGCCCGAACACCAUCCUUGGCUUGUGAAGUGACUUUACAACCUGUUCGACGUUUUGAUUUAGAUGCUGCCAUAAUAUUUUCCGAUAUUCUGGUUAUUCCUCAAGCUCUUGGAAUGGAAGUUCAGAUGAAACCCGGUAUUGGACCUGUAUUACCGGACCCUUUAAAAGAACCUGGGGAUUUGGCGAAAUUAGCUUAUCCUUGUGAUGUGCAUAAAGAACUUGGCUAUGUGUUCGAUGCUAUUACACUUACUCGGCACACUUUAGAUGGCAAAGUACCACUUAUCGGAUUUGCUGGCGCACCAUGGACAUUAAUGUGUUACAUGAUAGAAGGAGGAGGUUCAAAAACAAUGUCGAAUGCUAAAGGAUGGCUGUAUAAGUGGCCUGAAGAAAGCCAUAAGUUUCUUCAAAUAUUAACGGAUGUUAUUGUUGAUUACUUAGUCGGUCAAAUCAAAGCUGGAGCUCAACUUCUGCAGUUGUUUGAAUCAAACGCCGAAUACUUGGGACCCAAAUUAUUCAGUGCUUAUGCUUUGCCUUACAUAAAAGAAAUCAAAUUACGCGUUCAGAAUGCUGUUUCGGAGCAAAGUCUGCCUUCUGUGCCAAUGAUUAUAUUUGCGAAAGGUAGUUGUGUUGCGAUAGAUAACAUAAUAACCGCUGGCUAUGAUGUUAUUAGUUUAGAUUGGACAAUUUCGCCUGAUGUUGCUGUGAAGAAGGUUAUAAAAUCAUCUCUCCAGGGUAAUUUAGAUCCAUGUGCUUUAAAAGCCAGCCCAGAGAAAAUUAAAAUUUUAGUAAAGGAAAUGUUAGAGGGGUUUGGCACACAGAGAUACAUUGCAAAUCUAGGACAUGGAAUUUACCCCGAUAUCAAUCCAGAAAAUGUAGCUGUAUUUGUAAAUGCUGUCCAUGAAAUAUCCAAAUACAUGAAUGAAGUGUAAGCGUUAUUAAGAGGAGAGGUUAUCAUGAAAUUUUUAUUAAAUCAUUGAAGUGCUUUA